GUAGGCAGGUGCUGUGAUGAAGCAGCGUGGGGAUAGGAUCUUGGGGGCUUUGUACAGUAGUAUGGGGGAAGGGUCAGUUGGGACAGGGCUGUAUGCUCGGCUGUGGUGUUAGGUGAAGUGUACCAAAAAGAUAGUUUCUCUGCCCUGAAUAGCUCAGUGUUGAAGAGCUCCAUGUGCCCGGUACAGUGUGGUACAAGAAGAAACCCACACACAGCACCAGGCCCUUUGAGAGAGGAGAGGAAAGAGCUUGAUCUAUAUUCAUUGGGAGGCCGUAUCCAUAUUUACAGAUACCAUGGGGAGUUUUCUGUGGCUUUUAAUCUCUGCUGGGCCUUCCUUAGGGUGAAAUGAUAAAAACCAAACAGUACGGAAAGGGAGGGAGUCCCAUUGUUAUUAUGUAUAGUAUAAAAUAUGCAAUAUUUGAAUUUGUUUAGCUGCAUCUUCUCAAAAUCCUCCUUAGUGUUCACUAGUCUAAAUAGCUUUGUCUCGUCAACAGCUUCUUAGUUACUGCUUUCUCGAAGCCAUUAAUAAAUAGUUGUGGACACAACAUGACUUCCAGGGAUAUCCCACUGAGAGCGUCUCAGUCUACACUGAGGGGAAGCUGCUGGUUAAAUGAUGAACUGUGGAGGUCACGUUUUGGUUUUGAUUUUAAAUCUCCAAAACCAGAGGUGAUUCAGAUCAAAUCCAAUUUUAUCUAAAUCAUCACAGUUUUUUUUUUUUUUUGAAAGAGGAUGGUAGAGUCUGGCUGAAAAAAAUCAGUUUUGGUCCAUCUCUAUUAUUUGUAUUUAUGCAAUGCCAUAAAUGCAUGUGGAUCUUUAUCAAACAGUGAAAGACUGUGAGGCUGAACUCUUUAAGGACACUUUGGAUUUGGAGGCAUAACUCGCACUCAUUCCAAUGGGAACUGUGUCUAAACCCCUAGAUGGCUUUGAAAAUCUCAGCUUGGGUCCAUGCCUUGAAAUGCUUGUGGUUUAAAGGUAAGAACAGGAGGAGAGGACAGACACAGAAGCUGGGGAAGACAAGGAUGAUAGAAGUGCAGAUGAGUGAUGUGUGGAUUUUAAGGUUUACAUGGUGGUUCAUUUCUUGACAAGUAUUUUUCAUCCACACCAGGAAUUAGCCUCUGAGACUGGUAUCAUCAAACAUUUCAUAAAGCCUGCAGACACUGGGCCAAUCCUGCUGUAGCUCCAUUGAAAUAUAUGGGGGAUUUUAAAAUCUGCAGCAGUUUUGGCUCUUAGAUGUAUUCUGGAGCAUAGAUAUUGUAGCACUAGACUGACUCAUUGGAACCACUAACUUUUACUACUAUAUACCGUAGUCCGUUUCUAGAGGCUGAGAGAGAGAAUUUCUGGGCCAUCAGAUAAACUUCUGAAUGUGUUUGUCCCGCAAUGCUCAUUCUGGUGCUUUGGGUUUCCAGGCUUGCGAUAAAGAGACAUUCUUUGCUAGGGCUUCUUAAAGCAAAAUAAACUGUUUGGGAUGGCUGCUCCUUGCCAGCAAUACAGGAUUUAAAGCAGCACCCAUCCCUGUUACACCUUGCAUCACAGGGCAUGGCAUAUGGUCAGUGAUCUGCCUGAAUCAGUCAAGUUCAUAAUAUUAAGAUUAAGCAAAAACUCAAGAGUUAAUUGGUUUGACACUUCUGAUGGGUGAUAGCCUGGCAGUAAAUAAUUCCAGUACUUAAUACACUUGGAGGCACAGCGGAGGCUCAAGAGCUCUGACAGCUAUUUGGGUUAUAUUAAAAAAACAAACCCAAAGAUAAUUACUAAAGAGUCAAAGAAACAUCUGUGAGUCUCCAUCUGUAAUUACUUCCAAGUCUGUAUUCGGCCUUGCAAAGCUCUCCUUGAUAUAAAAAAAAUUGAGACUCUCAGGCUGACUCAGUGCAUAAGGGGUUGGGUCUCCUGUACUUGUUAACCCUCUGCUCCCAGUUACUGGCCAUGUGAUUAUGGCAAACUUCCCUAAUUUCAAUCCCUCCCAGUCACUUUUAGCCUGGUGCGGUGGUGACAAACCUGGACUCUGUCCUGGCACCGUUCUUACUAGUGGGACUGAACUUAACUGGGACUGAAGUAGUCAAUAAACUGCAUUUCCUUAAUGCCUCGUGUGUGAGGGUCUCAGAGUGCUUGACAAGCAUCCAUACAACUUGUCUACAUCACAGGGGUGCAGCAGAGUGUCCAAGGUGACCCAUAGGGAUUUAUACCCAUGCUCCGUAUGCAGCUGAUUCAGGCAGCAUGGAACACAAUCCUCCUCCCUCCAGGUACACACGUGGACCACAAAAAUGUACAUUUGUGGGCUCGGCAGAUUGCCAAAAGGGAGGCGUGUUCCUGUGCUCGUUUUGCCAGAGCUCCCUUUCUGAUGUGUGCAACUGGCAGGCCAGUGCUUUUAUGCAAAGCCCUCCCUCAGUCAGCCACUUAACCUAGGAUGCUUUAGUAAUAACUGCUUAUAAUUAUCGCUGGUAUGUUGUCCUUCUCUCUUGUUUUCUGUCCCUGCAUUGCUUUCCAUGAAGCCUGCUAGCACAUUGUCCCUUAGAUCCCUUUCUGCAAGUUUGCAAAUCCUACCACAAAAACAUUUCUUAUUAAAUAAGAAAAGAGAAAAGCUGCUUUCCCUGCUUUUUUCUUUCCUCUUUCUUUUUUCUCCCCUCAUGACGCUGAAGGCCUUUAAAAAUGGCACGUAAAGCUGGAGGCGAUGACUGUAAAAGCGAGUUUUAGCAUUAUUAUUAUGUUGGCGCUCAUCUUUUUUUAGUUGUUGAACUGAUCCCCUCCUGAAUAGGAUCUGGGACAAGGAUGCUCUGUCUGCAGCAGCAUUAGAGACCUCCCCUACAAAUGGUGUGAGGCCCUCGCCGCCUGGUGCAAAACAACACUGGUGAUCAAUACAUUGGGAAAACCAGGUCCCCUUGGAAGACGGUACCUUUUGUCACCCUGAAGACGCCUACGCCGUAAACUGCAUCAUUCUCAAUUUAUCUGCUACACCUUGGAAGGACAAAGAUGCAGGAACCAGUUGAAGAUGCACUUUGAAUUUACAGCUGACUGGGCUGUUUUCUUGUCAUGUUCACAGUGUCCCCACCCUGCAUCAUCCCCUCUUCCUUCUCCUUAAGGAACGCUGCCAUUUCCCUACCUAGGUGCUUAAUUACCAUUGUCCCAGCAAAAUGUCAGCAUGAGUCAGAGACAGUCUCCCAUUAGGAAGAGACAGAUGAAUAUUAAUUACACUUACUGGUAAUUAUCAAUAGCUCAAUGUGCAGGGAAAGAGGAGGUGGAGUGUGCAGCAGGGGGAAAGUACAGCCAACCCCUGGCUGUGAAUAAAAACCUGCAUUUCAAUAGCAAGCGCAGGUGGAAGCUUUCGAACCAGUGAAGAGGCUUGUUCCGUAUCCAGCGUCGGAAGGUCAAGCUCUGGGAGCUUGACUCCAUCUCAAAGACGUUACCGAGCCGACGAAGGCUUUCUGACAGUUGGAAAACAGGAAGUGCUCACUGUGCAGAAUGGAGUGGCAGGUUCUGCUGUUGGCUCUUUGCAUGGGUUUGGCUCAUUCGGCCUCUGCAGACUGUGCAGCCCAGUGCUCCAUGUGUGCCGUGCAGACCCAAGAUCUGGAGAAGCCCAUCAGUCCCCUGAUCUGUUCGCUGGAGUGUCAGGGCUCCUUGCUGUCCCGCGCGGAGUGGGAGAGGUGCCAGACCACUCUGGCUCUCCUUGCCCCACUGAUGGCGGCGGUGGAGGGCCAGGGCCUGUCCCCUCUGGAGGCUGAGGCGAAGGAAGAGCCAGAGGGGAGCCCCAUCCCCGGCGAGCUCCCCAGCAACCUGGUCAAACGCUACGGCGGCUUCAUGAAGAAACUGGACAAGAACAAGAUUUUCUCCCUCUGGCGUGAGAACGCCCACAGCAAAGGCGGCAUGACUAAGAAGUACGGUGGCUUCUUCCGCAAGCCGGGGGAGAGGGCGGCCUCGGAGGUGGCGGAGGACUACCCAGAGCUGGAGGCCGGGGAGACAGGCGACCACGGGGAGGAGCCUGAGGAAGGAAACCUCAAGGACGAGAUGAAGCGCUACGGGGGCUUCCUCCGCAAGUACCCCAAGAGGAGCUCAGCGCUGGCGCCCGAGGGGGAGGGGCAGGAGCUGGAGGACCUGCACAAGCGCUACGGGGGCUUCCUGCGCAGGAUCCGCCCCAAGCUCAAAUGGGACAAUCAGAAGCGCUACGGGGGCUUCCUGCGGCGCCAGUUCAAGGUGACAACGCGGUCGGACGAGGACCCCAACGCCUACUCGGGGGAGGUCUUGGACCUAUAGAACCCCCCCUACAGCCGGAAUACUUCCAGUAUGGACUGCAUCGCUCCUCCCGACCCACAUCGCCCUCCCGUGCUCAGCCAAGCAUCCCAGGCAUCACACACCGAUCCGGCCUGUGAGCGGAGACCCAGGCGCACCACCCUGCUGCUGCUUCCCUGAAGAGCCAGGCAGGGAUUGCAACCGGCAACGUUCCUCCUUAGUGUCUGUCUCUGUCAGCUCUGGGACUUGCACCUGCUGCUGUUUCCAGUACCGAACCGAUCAGCCCAGCGAUGGGUUUAGUUCAGCUGUGUCGAAAGCAGGUUACUUUAGUUAAGUCUCAGACGACUGACUAUUGAUCCCUGUGAUCCUUAGCGAUGAGCCCAACUCACCCUCCAGUCGGAAUACCCCAAACGCUGGGGAAGUUCAGCUCUGGAGCCAAACCUGGUGGCUGGCCCCUCUGGUCCGUCAUGGACCAACCCAGAGCUCCAGGUCCAAAGGCCUCCCAGCUUUGGGGGAGUUCGGCUCUAGCUCCAAACCGGAACCAUGCCGCUGUAGUUCCUGCAGUGGAACCCCAUUUUCAAAGGUCCCCAGCGCUGGCACCAGGUGCUGCUGGGCAUUUCCAAUUUAAAUAUUCUAAUGGAAACAGAGGCAUCUGCUAC
This is a messenger RNA of Mauremys mutica (yellowpond turtle), 4876 nucleotides long. RefSeq names its product prodynorphin (gene PDYN). Gene Ontology annotation, cellular component: dendrite; axon terminus; plasma membrane. Lineage: Eukaryota; Metazoa; Chordata; Testudines; Geoemydidae. Bases 3453 to 4241 code for a protein of 262 amino acids. Gene Ontology annotation, biological process: sensory perception; neuropeptide signaling pathway; chemical synaptic transmission. The transcript has 9 exons. Gene Ontology annotation, molecular function: opioid receptor binding. The record is from RefSeq and is a predicted model, not a curated record.